Molecule: messenger RNA, 444 nt
Organism: Mytilus trossulus (common blue mussel)
Lineage: Eukaryota; Metazoa; Mollusca; Bivalvia; Mytilida; Mytilidae
Product: profilin-like
Exons: 1
Coding region: 1-444 (147 amino acids)
Cellular component (GO): cell cortex
Molecular function (GO): actin monomer binding
Source: RefSeq, a predicted model, not a curated record
AUGACAACAGCGUCGUGGGAUGAAUAUAUUGAUGAUUUGAUAGCUAGGUCAAAUUUAGGAUGUGGGAACAGUCACAUUGAUAAAGCAUGUAUAAUAGGUAUCGAAAACGGAGACAAAUGGAACACGGAUAGUCAUGCAAAAGCGUUAAAAUUAAGUCAGGCUGAGGCAACAAAUAUUGCAAAAUGUUUUGCUGAUAAGAAUUUUUCCAAAUUUAUCGAAAGUGGUGUGGUUGCUGAAGGUUGUAAAUAUGUCUUCCUAAAAGAAGACGAUAAGAAAAUUGUAUACGCUAUAAAGAAAGGACAAGGAAGAUUGACAUUAGGAAGAUCUAAGACUGCUAUUGUCAUUGCUCAUUCUCUUUCCAAAGAUGAACAUUUGGGCAUACUGGGCAGAGCAGACCAAGCUGUACAUACCAUCACAAGGCAUAUGGAGUCGUUGAACGUGUAG